Pogoniulus pusillus (Red-fronted tinkerbird) is the source of this 4640-nucleotide messenger RNA. It is a transcript of the gene FZR1, whose product is annotated as fizzy and cell division cycle 20 related 1. The record is from RefSeq and is a predicted model, not a curated record. Gene Ontology annotation, molecular function: anaphase-promoting complex binding; protein binding; ubiquitin ligase activator activity. NCBI's taxonomy places the organism in Eukaryota, Metazoa, Chordata, Aves, Piciformes, Lybiidae. Gene Ontology annotation, cellular component: anaphase-promoting complex. Bases 186 to 1667 code for a protein of 493 amino acids. The transcript is spliced from 14 exons. Gene Ontology annotation, biological process: positive regulation of ubiquitin protein ligase activity; positive regulation of anaphase-promoting complex-dependent catabolic process; anaphase-promoting complex-dependent catabolic process.
GGCGGGGGCAGCGUCGCGGAGCUGUCGCCAUAUUGGGAGCGCUGGGGCCGGCGGAGAGUGACAGGCGGAGGCGGAGCGGAGCCGAGCCGAGCCGGACCGGGCCGGCCGGGUGAGCAGGAGAUUACAUACUGACUGGACUUCAUGACCGUAAAUUCCUGAGCCUGCUGAGCUCCCUUCUUCCCACCAUGGACCAGGAUUACGAGAGACGUUUGCUGCGCCAAAUCAACAUCCAGAACGAGAACACAAUGCCCUGUGUAGCAGAAAUGAGAAGAACCCUGACGCCUUCCAAUUCUCCCAUGUCUUCUCCUAGUAAGCAUGGUGAUAGAUUCAUUCCUUCAAGAGCUGGGGCCAACUGGAGCAUCAACUUCCACAGAAUAAAUGAAAAUGAAAAAUCACCAAGUCAAAACAGAAAAGCAAAGGAUGCUACAUCGGACAAUGGCAAAGAUGGCCUUGCUUACUCUGCCUUGCUGAAGAAUGAACUCCUGGGAGCAGGCAUUGAGAAAGUGCAAGACCCACAGACAGAAGACAGGAGGCUGCAGCCAUCCACCCCAGAGAAGAAGUCUCUCUUCACUUACUCGCUCAGCACGAAACGCUCCAGUCCAGAUGAUGGCAAUGAAGUCUCACCCUAUUCCCUGUCUCCUGUCAGCAACAAAAGUCAGAAGCUGCUGAGAUCCCCUCGGAAACCAACUCGGAAAAUUUCAAAGAUUCCUUUCAAAGUGCUGGAUGCUCCAGAGCUGCAGGACGACUUCUACCUGAACCUAGUGGACUGGUCCUCUCUUAAUGUCCUCAGCGUUGGCCUUGGGACUUGUGUUUAUCUCUGGAGUGCUUGUACCAGCCAGGUGACCCGUCUGUGUGACCUGUCUGUGGAAGGAGAUUCAGUGACAUCUGUGGGCUGGUCAGAACGGGGGAACUUGGUAGCUGUUGGCACUCACAAGGGCUUUGUACAGAUCUGGGAUGCAGCUGCGGGAAAAAAGCUCUCCAUGCUCGAGGGGCACACAGCCAGAGUUGGUGCCUUGGCAUGGAAUGCAGACCAGCUGUCCUCUGGGAGUCGUGACAGGAUGAUCCUUCAGAGGGACAUCCGCACUCCUCCCCUGCAGUCUGAGCGGCGGCUCCAAGGCCACAGACAGGAGGUCUGUGGGCUCAAGUGGUCAACUGACCACCAGCUCUUGGCCUCUGGAGGAAAUGAUAAUAAGCUCCUUGUCUGGAAUCAUUCCAGCCUGAGCCCUGUCCAACAGUACACAGAGCACCUUGCAGCAGUGAAGGCCAUUGCCUGGUCUCCACACCAGCACGGGCUGCUGGCCUCUGGUGGUGGCACUGCCGACCGCUGCAUCCGCUUCUGGAACACACUGACGGGGCAGCCGCUGCAGUGCAUUGACACUGGCUCGCAGGUCUGCAACCUGGCCUGGUCCAAGCAUGCCAACGAGCUUGUGAGUACCCACGGCUACUCGCAGAACCAGAUCCUGGUCUGGAAGUACCCCUCGCUGACUCAAGUGGCCAAGCUAACAGGGCACUCCUAUCGAGUCCUCUACCUGGCAAUGUCCCCUGAUGGGGAGGCCAUAGUGACAGGAGCUGGAGAUGAGACCUUGCGCUUCUGGAACGUCUUCAGCAAAACUCGCUCCACGAAGGAGUCUGUGUCCGUUCUCAACCUCUUCACCAGGAUACGAUAAGCCCCAGGUGCUGUGACCUAGGAGACUGCAGCCUGCUGCCAUACCAGGAUCAAACCACUACCUUGGUGUGCUUGGAACCCCAACCAGCCAGCAGGGGAGGGAGUGCCUGUGGGACUGGAAGAUGGACCCCAGAGAUGCUCAUUAAAUAUGUGCUUGUGAACCAUGCUAGGCGGUGUUUGGGAUGCAGCUGGGGAGGGAAGGGAACUGCCAAAGGUCUCUGGAUUCAUCCUUCAUGAAGGACCAAGGGGUCCAGCAGAAAGGUCAAACCAGCACCCUGCACCCGCAACCUCUUCUUGUGGACUGGCACAAACAUGUCUGACGUGGACCACCCUGGCUGAACCAAGGCCCUUCCAGCUGCUGUGUUGUCCCUUCUUGGGAGAGAUGGGACUAUCCAUGCCUCUGCCCUGACAGGUUUGAUGUGCUGCUCUGGCAUACUCUGGCUUUGGAUGGACAUUUGGAAGGUAGGAGCCAGCCAGACUUGUUCAAUACAACUGGUGCAAGGAGGCUAGACUCCAGGGUGGGCAUUAGCCUCUGCUCUUUUAAGGGCAUUGUUUCUGGCCUGGCAUCCCUAUUACACAGAGGAACUGGAGAGCUGCCUUUUUUUUAUUAUUCUCCAAAUAGGUGCUGCAGUGCUUCCUGCAGUGCUCAGCAGACAGCUGGAGUCUGGCAUGCUGGACAGCUGCCUUCAGACAAACCAUUUUGGGCUCUAAACUCUGGAGGAAACUUGAGGCGGCUCAGUCUCUGAGAAGCAUCUUCAUAAGGUUCUGAAAUUGCUCUUGCAUGUCCUGAGCCCAUCCUUGUAGUUAAGAGAGGAAAACCAAUGGCUUUAAACCAAGCAGAAACCAAACAAACCAACGAGUACCACGCCUGUGCAGCAUCCUUCGGUGCCAUUUGUGGCUGCUGCUUGCUCUGUAGUCUUCUGAGGACAAAAGCAGCUGAGAUGUGUUCGUGAAACCAAACAACUCCUGUGGAUUUUUUUUUUUUUUUCGGAAGGAGCGUAGCACCUGCUGGCUGGCAGGGGGGCAGUGCCCUCUGGGCACGUUCUGUCUCUUAAAGCAGGCAGGAAAUGCUGCUUUUUAGUGUCGCACCUCCAGGUCAAGGCCAGGGAGCUGGUGUUGGGUUUGCUGUUUUGAAGUCGUGGGGGAGGAGAGUGCUGGGAGCCUGUGGGAGGAGUGCCGCGGGCGGGGCCGCAGAGCACUCUUCUGCAUGUGUUGCUGUUAAAGAAGCUGCUGAGCUUGCAGCCUCUUCCUGCCUCACUCUGUGCUUGUGCCAAUGCUCUGUCCACCGUGUACCCGGCUCCUGCUCACCCCAUGCCCUCUCCAGUAUGCUGGGGUGCCAGUGCUGUUGUUUUCUCCUGUGUGGAUUUCCCUGGCUCUGUAUAUAGACCUUGCCCUGCUCUCUGUGGGUUGCACAGGCAACGCUGCUCUCUUUUUUGUUGCUUUUUGUUUCUCUCUUUCCCUGGAAGCAGACUGAGGGGUGGUGGUAGGAAUAGCGUUGCCUCUGCCCAGUGCCACUGGUAUCCUUAGGGUGAGCUGGUAAGCUGCCGGGAGGCUGGUGUGGAAAAGGGCGGUGAGCUACCCUGCAGUGCACUGCAGCCUUGACCACUUGUGCCUGCCUCAGGCCCUUGGUGCUGCCUCUGCAUGUUUGAAGGCACUUCUAAGGAGCUGGCACACCAGGAGCUCACUGCUGCUUAGCAGCCUGGCUCCUUGAGUCCCACAGCUGAGACUGGCAGCUGCAGUGUCCCCUUGCAGCCUCACUUGCCUCCAAGCUGUGGUUUCAGGGUAACUCCUGACCCAGCUCCUUUCACUGCAGAUCUUGGGGUGGGAGCACAGGGUUUGGUUUAAAAGUCAUUUGCUGGGCUCCCAGACCCUGUCUUGCUGCUUGUGACAUUCAUUGGCACUGUGACACUUCAUCAUGUGUCAGGACAACCACAGAGCACUGAGAGGUAAGUUGGCACACAAGGUUUGAAGUCACAGCUGCCUGACCUGUGUGACGUUGCCCUGGUGAGCAGCAGAGCAGUGGCAGCGGUUGCGGUCAGGUGGAGGUGGUGGGUAGCUGUUGCUGUGGAUUUGUGUCUCAUGCCCAGGCUCUGAGGCUGUUGCUUUCUCCUCUGGGAGAAAUCAGACGGUUAGCAUAGGGGUGCACAGCAGGCCUCAGCCGUGGGGUGAUCACACACUGAUUUGUGUCUGUUCUGGAGCAGGAGGAGGGAGUGAGGCAGCCCAGUCAGAACACGAGGUGACAGGGCUUGAGCACAGCCCUGCUGGACCUCCCCACAGGACUACCGAGGUACAGAGCUGCCUUUGCCUCUCACCAGGGGCCCUGGGAGCUGCUGGGGCAGUGGCAGUGCUGCCUAGGAACGUGCCCUGUGCUGCAUCCCAGUGCUCCCUGCACUGCUAGCAUCCAGCUGCACUCCAGGGUGUGAUGGAAAGGGAUAGCUCCUCACUGCCCAGUCCUUCAUUGGCACCAAGGGCUUUCACAAACCACAUCUCUGUUUUCUUCCUUGGGAGCUGCCUUGGGACUGGGUUGGCUCAUUGUGACUUCUCUCAUCAUGCUUGGCAGGGAGGACCAAGUGAUUGCCAGGCCACAGCUGUUCUGCAUCUGAGCACAUUGGUUGACAGUGAGCUGUUCUGAUUGCCUUAGCUGUGAGCGGGGCACAGGCUCCUUCCCCCAUCCUGCUUGCAGCUGCCAGGGCAGGAGUGGCAGUCCCAGAAGUCGUCUCUGCAGGUGCCGCACUGCAGGAGGGUGUGGGCACACUGAGCAGUCUGAUGCUGGCCAGAGGGCAUCACCUGGGGAAAAGGGCAAAGCUCAGGGCAGCUUCAGGCUGUGUGCACUGAACCCUGAGGGCUGAGCAGGCCCUCCAGAGUCUGUGAUUAACGUCUGCGACGUGUGGCAUUGUUCUGUGUAAGGCAUCAUGUGGGAAGGAAUUCCAGAGAGCAUUGCAAUCUGACUGGCAUUAAACAAGUUGUGAAUUGA